Aegilops tauschii subsp. strangulata is the source of this 750-nucleotide messenger RNA. RefSeq names its product heavy metal-associated isoprenylated plant protein 39. The record is from RefSeq and is a predicted model, not a curated record. Gene Ontology annotation, molecular function: metal ion binding. Lineage: Eukaryota; Viridiplantae; Streptophyta; Magnoliopsida; Poales; Poaceae.
GUCACAGGCGAUACAGGGGAAAGUAAACACCACCGCGUACCUCUUCCGCAACGCAGACACCGGCAAGUCCGACUCAUCGCUCAACGUCAGUGCUAACCUACCGUUCAGCAAGAGCACGCACACUUGCACCUUUAUGUAAAGCAAAACCCGACGCCGUCACCAGCUUUGGUCUCUUCUCUUCCCAUUGCUCACAUACCUCGGCAGAGUAUUCUCAACUCCCUGCUCAGCCUUCCCUUCCCUCUCCUCUCCUUCCUCCGCCCACUCCACUCGGAGCUCCAGAAGCUUGGAUGGCGGCCCAGAAGGUGGUGCUCAGGGUCCCGACCAUGACCGACGACAAGGCCAAGCAGAAGGCCAUCGAAGCGGUCGCGGAUAUCUACGGCAUUGAUUCCAUAGUUGCGGAUCUGAAGGACAAUAAGAUGAUCAUCAUAGGCGAGAUGGACACUGUGGCAAUCGCAAAGAAAUUAAAGAAGGUUGGGAAGAUUGACAUUGUGUCCGUUGGACCUGCAAAGGAAGAAAAGAAAGAAGAGAAGAAAGAAGAAAAGAAAGAGGAGAAAAAAGAGGAAAAGAAAGAAGAGAAGAAAGAGGAGAAGAAAGAAGAGAAAAAAUGAUAAAGCAUACCACACCAUCCCAUGGCCUUUCUCCUGUGUGCACUUGUAAUAGCUUUGUCUACGGAUCUAUGUUUCUAAGAGAUAUGACUUUGUACCAUUACAUCUAAAGUUCAUAUUAGUGAUAUUUCUUUACAGAAGAUAA